AUGUCGCCCCUCCCGUCCCCGCUUUCUCCCGCGGCAGCGGCCUGGGAGCGGCGCCGCCCCUCCCCUCCCUGGCUUCUUCCGCGGCGGCGGCCGGCAGCGACGCCGCCCCUCCCCUCUAGGCCUUCUUCCGCGGCAGCGGCCAAGCAGCGCCACUGCCCGUCGCCUCUUCAGCGGCAGCAACUGAGCAACGCCCGUUGCUGCCUCGACAUCAAACCAAUUCGAGCAAGGAGGACUGUGUGCAAGGUUCCUUUAUCCAUGACAGCUUCUUGGAUUAAGUCUGCAACGACCUUCAGAGAAAAUCCUCCAUCUCCGUUCACCUUGAGCAACGUCCAGACCGCUCAUGAACUUCUGAAGGGCAAGUGGACUGCACGGGCGAAUGCAAAAGUUGUGCAGACGGAUGAGAAGGGAACUUCCUCCUGCAAACGCAAGAAAUCACUGCAACACGAGGAAAUGACGUUCAGCAGAUACAAAAUGCCACGCAUAAUUGACAACACUGAGAACAACAACUUUCAGAAGAGUAAAGCUUCUUCUGAAAGAGAUCCUGGCUGGGUUACCCCUGAGGAUAAAAACAUGCCGCUGAACCUCAUACAUGCCGCUGGAAUGAAGUUCACCACGUACGACAAGGCAUGGGACUUUUACAACAAUUAUGCAAGAUGUACAGGGUUUGGCAUACGCAAGAGGGCAAAACAUAGGACAAAUGCCUACAUUGUCUGCUCAAGAGAAGGGACGCACAAGCAGACUAUGUCAGAUUAUCACCGGAAACGUCAGAAGACAUCAAAAAGGAUUGACUGCAAGGCAAAGAUUAGAGUCAAAAAGAGGAAGGAUGGCAAAUUUGUGAUAGAAAUGGUUGAACUCAACCACAAUCACAAGAUGCUGGAAAGCCCCGAGAUGCUUUUGCACAUGCGAUCGCACAAAAAAGACGAUCCUUUGAUAGACCAGUUAGUGAAAGACAUGCAACUGGACAACCACACACACACUCAGAUGAUGUCAACGCUGUCGCGUAUGUCCGGUGGUCUGCAGUACAUGGGACAUACUAGCCGCGACUGGGUAAACAAGAAACAAAAUUUUGCCAGAGAAGAGUCCCAAGACGACGUCAAGAAACUUCUGGAUUUCUUCGAGAAGAUGCAGAAGAUAAACCCAGAGUUCUUCUAUGAUUAUGACAUUGAUGCAGAUAACCGUGUAAGAAACGUCUUUUGGGCCAACGCAAGUUGCAAAGGAUCGUAUGAAGAUUUUGGAGACUGCGUUACAUUUGACAUGACGUAUAAAACUAAAAAAUUCCAAAUGCCGCUGGGAGUCUUCGUGCGAGUGAACCAUCAUCUACAGAGCACCAUAUUUGCUGUUGCCCUCGUGCGAGAUGAAACAAUACCAUCGUUCAAGUGGGUUUUCAAAACAUUUCUGAGGUGUAUGAACAACAAGCCUCCAAUCUGCAUGCUCACAGACCAGUGUUCUUCGAUGAAGGCAGCAUUAAAAACUAUCCUCCCACAUACACUGCAUAAGUUGUGUCGGUGGCAUAUCAUGAAGAAUUACAAAGACCACCUCGCCUUGCUGUAUAAGGCGCACGAGAAACUCAAGGAUGACCUCAAUGCAGUGCUGAACCACCCACUAAUGCCGUCAGAAUUUGAACGAGCAUGGAAGGACCUCAAUCAGAGAUACAACUUGCAAAACGACGAAGUGAUGAAUUCGCUGUGGGAUGACAGGAACGAGUGGAUCUCGGCUUACUACAAGGAAAUUUUCUGUGCUCGGAUGACUUCCACGUAG
Molecule: messenger RNA, 1758 nt
Organism: Aegilops tauschii subsp. strangulata
Lineage: Eukaryota; Viridiplantae; Streptophyta; Magnoliopsida; Poales; Poaceae
Product: protein FAR1-RELATED SEQUENCE 5-like
Source: RefSeq, a predicted model, not a curated record